AUGGUUAUUCUGCAAGCAAAUUUAAAACCAUAUCUGAUUGCCAGUAAAAACUGGGAUUUUUCUGCUCACCUAAUCAAUAAUGAAGUACUUGUGUCGAAUCAAUCAACACUACAGGGACUUAUCAAUGGUGAACAUGAUAAAAAUACAUUUAACAAAGAUCUAUUACACAUCAGUACAGCAAAGAAGACACAUGAGAAAACUCAUUUGACUUGUCGUUAUAAAGAUGAAGCUCAGCAUAUCAAUUUAGAUGAAUCGGACCAAGUGAGCAUGGAUUGGUUUCAUUGUUGUUGCCCGAAAGAAUUAAUUAACCGGGAAAAUCCAGAAGUACUGGUCUUGAUGUUGAAAGUGGCAAGGCACGCAUCGGUGAAGGAACAUUUGGGCUUGUAA
This is a messenger RNA of Didymodactylos carnosus, 387 nucleotides long. The record is from the annotation of a GenBank genome assembly. Lineage: Eukaryota; Metazoa; Rotifera; Eurotatoria; Philodinida; Philodinidae.